AGCUGUCCCCCACUGCCUCUCCAGGUGCCGACCAUCGUGAGAUCCAUGCACCAGUGCCUCACCUCCCACAUGGCUCCAGGCAUCAGGAUGCACAAUAACAUCUGCAGGCUCGCUGAGGCACACCCACGGGAUGUGGUGAUGACUCUCCUGCGCUGUGCCCCAGAGUGUGACAGAGCUGCAGCAAUGAUGUGGAGAAGCAUCGGCUCCUCGGGAACAGCAGUGGAGAAGGUGCUGCCAGUACUGCUCCGAGUGAUGAAGGAUUGGCCAGCGCACGAAAUGUCCACCUCCGAUGGCGACAACAGGGAUGUGUUUGCCCUGGCUGCAACCCUGGCACUGAGGCUGAUCCUCCAGGAGCCCAAGUGCCAGGAUGCAGUGACGAAUUCUGUCCCCCGCCUGCUCAUGGCUCUCUUAUUCCAAGUGUCCAUGAGCACAGAGCAGGUGCCAGAAGAGGUGAACACCUUCUGGAGGGGAUGCCUGGAGCAACACCACCUUCCCAGCCAGCCCAACAGGUUUCUGGUACAGACCAUCAAGGCCCUGCUCUGCCAUCUGCGGUGGGAGGAUAUUUUGAUGGCAAGGAAGCGCAGGCGUGCCUGGGACCAACUCGUGAAUUCCGACCCCCACCACUAUGCAGUGGGUCGGCAUGUCAGGGAGAUGCGCCGCCAAUUGACCCCCUCCCAUUCUCCACUGGCAAUCCACCUGCUGGGGCUGCUCAGCACUGCGGACCCCCGUUGGGAGCUGCCUGCCCUGGAGUUCCUUGUGGAGGUCCUGGACUAUCUGGACGGGAGUAAAUGUCACAGAAGUCUCGAGCAGAUCCUGUCAAGGCACCAGCAGAGCCAGUGCCCAGAGAGACGUCGCCUGGCUCUCAGAGGCCGCAUGGUGCUCUGGAUGGAUCUGUCAAUGGCCAAAAUCAUCUGCAGCCUGUCUCAACACCUCCUGGAGCUGCUGCCUGAUGCAGAUGGAGGUGUGGUCAUGAUGACCCUCUCUGUGUUUGUGAAUGUGCUCCGGAAAGAAGACAUUCGGGCAUUCAUCUCCACUGCCCCAAGACUGGCUGAGGCGCUCCAGCCACUUUUUGACAACCUGUCCUUCUUUCGCUUCUUCCAAACGGUGAUGGAGGUACUGGUGGAAGGGGGAACAAAGCCCUUGGAGAUGCAGAUGCACCAGAUCCUCGUGCUGUGGUUCUUCCUGGAGUAUGAUGAGCACCAGUGCGUUGCAGAG
Neopelma chrysocephalum (saffron-crested tyrant-manakin) is the source of this 1215-nucleotide messenger RNA. Its product is annotated as maestro heat-like repeat-containing protein family member 6. Gene Ontology annotation, cellular component: cytoplasm. NCBI's taxonomy places the organism in Eukaryota, Metazoa, Chordata, Aves, Passeriformes, Pipridae. The record is from RefSeq and is a predicted model, not a curated record. The annotation marks the transcript as partial. The transcript has 8 exons.